CCCCUAGGUUAAGGGCUCAGCACCACAAGCCUGUCCUCCACUUCAGACGUCAAUCGCAAGUCCAGGUGCUUCUGUCCAACUGACUAUAAAUCAGAGGUUCCCACAACCCCCUCCUUGGGUUUCACUGAUUUGCUAGAGAAGCCCAUAGAGCUCAGGAAACCAGCUUACUCACUAGGUUUCCAGUUUAUUACAGAGGCUGUAACAGGAACAGCCACAUGUAAGAGAUAUGUAGAGCACUGUAUGGGAAAGGGCUCAAAGCUUUUGUGUUCUCAGAGCCUGCCUCUCUCCUUGAACGAACAUGUUCACAAGCCCAGAAGCUCUUUGAACCCUGUCCUUUUGGGGUUUUACUGAGGCUUCACUAUAUAGGUAUGACUGAUUGAGUCACUGGCCACUGGCAAUUGAUUCAACCUCUACCUCUCUCCCCAAUCCAGAAAUCCAGGGGGUGAGACUGAAAGUUCCAGCCCUCUAAUCACAUGGUUGAUUCUCCUGGCAACCAGACCCCAUCCUUAGGUACCAUCCAAAAGUCGCUUUAUUAAUUCAACAAAAGACACCUUUAUCGUUCUUAUCACUUAAGAAAUUCCAAGAGCAUUGUGCCAGAAAUGGGGACAAACAUCAAAUAUAUACUUAUUAUAGAGUGCCCUCAGCAGUCCAGGGAUCUGUCUCUGGCUUCAACAGGGUUUUACAGAACAGACAUAGGGAUACCCCUUCUUUCCAGCUACCCUCCAACCUCUUUUCUAGUCACCACCUUCUAAACCACCUCAGCCUCCCUCAGUCACAGAGACCAGCCAGCACCGGUUUUGUUUUUUUUUUACCUUAAUUCUUCAUUGCUGAACAACCAUGAGCUCCCAAAUUCAUCAGAAUUAUCCCACCGAGGUGGAGGCUGCAGUCAACCACCUGGCCAACCUGUAUCCACAGGCCUCCUUCACCUACUCCUUGCUGGGCUUCUAUUUCUACCGUGAAGAUGCGGCUCUACAGGGCAUGGUCCCCUUCUCCCGAGAGUCAGCUGAGGAGAAGCAUGAGGGCUCUGAGUGUCUCUUAAAGCUGCAAAACCAGCGCAGUGGCCACAUUCUUCUCCAGGACGUAAUGAAGCCUUCCCAAGAUGAGUGGGGUAAAACCCAGGAUGCCAUGGAAGCAGCCUUGGCCUUGGAGAAGAACCUGAACCAGGCCCUUUUGGACAUGUAUGCUCUGGCUUCUACCCGCACAGACCCUCGCCUCUGUGACUUCCUGGAGAACCAUUUCCUGGAUGAGGAGAUGAAACCCCUCAAGAAGACAGGUGACCACCUGACUAAUAUCCAUAGGCUGGGCAGCCCCCAGGCUGGGAUGGACAAGCAUCUCUUCAAAAGGCUCACCCUCGAGCACGACUAGGAAGCCUUUGGAGCCCAAAGGCUUCUGAGGGGCCCCUCUGCAUUUCCCUGCUACUUGGCUUUUGCCUGAGCCUCACCCUGAAAUCCCACCCUAGAACC
Molecule: messenger RNA, 1463 nt
Organism: Phyllostomus discolor (pale spear-nosed bat)
Lineage: Eukaryota; Metazoa; Chordata; Mammalia; Chiroptera; Phyllostomidae
Product: ferritin light chain-like
Exons: 1
Coding region: 838-1365 (175 amino acids)
Biological process (GO): iron ion transport; intracellular iron ion homeostasis
Cellular component (GO): cytoplasm
Molecular function (GO): ferrous iron binding; ferric iron binding
Source: RefSeq, a predicted model, not a curated record